UUCAUCAUACCGUAGAAGACUCGCGAUUCAUUCGGGCGACGAAAAAUAAGCAGCUGGGACAUGGACGGUCACGGGACGGAUGUGAGCAAGCUGUCCGAUGAGGAGCUGCUGCUGCUGGGGAAGGAGGAUGUGAUCCGGAGGAUGAGGAGGCUGGAGAGCCGCAACAUGGACCUGAUGCUGGAACACGCGGACAUGAUGAAGGACGUGAACCGGAGCCUGCAGGUCCAUCUCCAUGAGAUCCGGAGUCUGAAAGACGUCAACCAGAAACUUCAGCACGAUAACCUGGAUCUCCGGGAGCUGUGCUGCUUCCUGGACGACGACCGGCAGAAAGGGAAGAAGGUAUCCCGGGAGUGGCAGCGGUUCGGCCGCUACACGGCCAGCGUCCUGUGGAAAGACGUCGGACUGUACCAGCAAAAGCUUCAGGAGCUGGAGGCCGGUCAGGAGGCGCUGAGGAUGGAGAACAUGGAGCUGAAGGAGAUCGUCCUCAUGCUGGAUGAGGAGAGGAGGGGAGCCGGCUCACGGAGCUCCAUCGACAGCCAGUCCAGCCUCAGCAACCUGAAUGGUACGGUGUCGGUUCGGGACAACGGGGAUGGUAGUAGCACGUCCAGUACUGGGAGCAUCGGUAGUCCGGACCACCACCACCACAACCACCUGUAUAAAGCCCCCGAAGCGAAGACAGCGUCUCUGAGAAGGUCUAUGGACGACCUGUCCGCCACUUACCUCCACAGAGGCACCGGGCUCAAUGAUGCAUCUGUGGGUUACAUCACACAGCUGGAAAACAUGGUGAGGAUGCUGGAGGAUGAAAACAAGCUGCUGCUGUCACAGGGUGCUGCUCUGAUCCCCUCACCCACAGAGCUCUACAUCCCCCGAGGUCAGAAACCAGAGGCAAUAGUCCACGCAAUGAAGGUGUUGCAGGUCCAUGAAAAGCUUGACAGACAGUGUCCGCAGGACUAUGAUGAAGAUCUCAGUGUGAAAGAGAAGACCAUCGUCAGAGAGAUGUGCAAUGUUGUUUGGAGAAAGCUGGGCGAUGCCACCGGCUCCAAGCCAUCCGUCAGACAGCAGCUUUCAGGAAACCAGUUCAAAGGGCCGCUACAGUUGUUGGACACCAAGUGAAGCCACCAUACAUCCCAGCAGUCCAACUAUCCUAGUUUGGACUGGAAGCUUUUCAACCAUGUUUUUUUUUGUUUGCUGAUAAAUUACAGCCACAUCAGUCUGAAAUAAACUGAGUUUUAAUGGAUGUAUGUGUCACUUCUACCUGGAUGUGGUACCAACUGUGGAAGACCAUGGCUGUUACAAGGCCAAAAACAGCAAC
Molecule: messenger RNA, 1312 nt
Organism: Limanda limanda (common dab)
Lineage: Eukaryota; Metazoa; Chordata; Actinopteri; Pleuronectiformes; Pleuronectidae
Gene: ccdc85ca
Product: coiled-coil domain containing 85C, a
Exons: 5
Coding region: 61-1113 (350 amino acids)
Cellular component (GO): apical junction complex
Source: RefSeq, a predicted model, not a curated record